GCGAAGUCCACUGGAUGAUCCCCGCUCGCGGUCUUUGGCCUCCUUCCCCCACUUCACUGGUAGCGCGUUCUGCUCCUAACGACUCGGAUGCGCCUCACGAUGCGGUCGUCUGCGCUGUCGCUGCUCUGCGGGCUCUCAGCCAUUCAUAGUACUGCUGGAGUGUCUAUUCCUCGAAACCAGCAGGAAAGUUACAAAUCUACCGGGAAACAUGGCGCUGUAGCUAGCGAAGUCGCAGUUUGCUCUGAGUCUGGGGUUGAAAUGCUCAAGAUGGGUGGUACAGCGGCAGAUGCGAUUAUUGCUACAGCACUUUGCGUCGGCACUAUCGCAGCCUACCACUCCGGGAUCGGAGGAGGUGGGUUCAUGAUUGUACGAUCUCAAAAUAGUUCGGAACAUUCGUACGAAAUGAUUGACUUCCGUGAGACGAUGCCCGGUCUCGGUAACGAGACCAUGUACGUUGACAGCAAUGAUACGACUGCUUCAACCGUCGGAGGACUCGCUGUCGGCACACCCGGCGAGAUGCGAGGAUGGGAGAUGUUGCACAACCGGCACGGAAAGUUGCCAUGGGCGACACUUUUCCAACCCGCUAUCAAACUGGCAGGCGAAGGCUUCAAGGUCACUGUUGACCUUGCCGCUGCUCUUUCGAACACCUCGUACCCCUUCCUCACGACCGACUCUCGCUGGGCCGAAAUUUACGCACCUAAUGGUUCCCUUCUGCUGGAGAACGACACUUGCUACCGUAAAGACUAUGCCAAGACCCUCUCCACCAUCGCCGAGCAAGGUCCCGAUGCAUUCUACACCGGUCCGAUCGCGGAAAAUGUCACAGCUGCUGCCCAGGCCCGCGGAGGGAUUCUCCAGAUGUCUGACCUCGCGAACUAUUCAGCUAUUCUGAGGACCCCCUCGAAUAUCACGUACCGGGACAGAUACAGGAUCUUCUCGACCAUAGCGCCGAGCUCGGGGAGUGUUGUUCUCAGCGCUUUGAAGAUAUUCGAGGGUUAUUCUGGGGGUGCGGAGCCCGAUGACCCAGCUAUCAACCUCACCACACACAGAUUGAUUGAGGGCACAAAAUUUGCGUACGGCCAGCGCACGACCUUCGGCGACCCUGCGUUCACAGCCAACGUCUCUGAGCUUGAGCAGUAUUAUCUGCAAGAAAGCACCGCAGCCGCCGUUCGCGCGAAGAUCUCGGAUAACACCACUUUCGCCGUUGAGUACUACGAUCCGGAGAACUAUAUCUCUCUCAAUGACUCCGGGACAUCGCAUAUGGCGGCUGUCGACCAGUGGGGCAACGCCGUGUCGUUGACCACGACGGUAAACUUCUAUUGGGGCAGCCAAGUUAUGACUGCGGAUGGUAUCAUUUUGAACGACGAAAUGGAUGACUUCUCGAGCCCUGGCCAGACGAACGGCUUUGGAUUCACUGCUAGCCCCAUCAACUACAUCAAACCUUUCAAACGCCCACAAUCCUCCAUCUCUUCCUCAAUUGCCGAGGACCUCCACACCGGCGAGCUCGUCAUGGCCACCGGUUCUGCCGGUGGCUCCCGCAUCAUCACUGCAACGUUGCAAAAUUUACACCACCACCUCGACCAACACAUGACCGCCUACGAGUCGGUGCACCAGUCCCGAUGGCAUGAUCAGCUCUCAGGUACAACGUACUUCGAAAUCGCGGCGCCGAAUUUGGGGAUUGCUGGGUUCAGUAAUGCGACGGUGGCGUAUCUGGAGUCGAUGGGAUAUAAUGUCACAUAUGAGGAUGAGAGCGGGAGUACCAGUCAUGUUAUUGUCAAGCAUCUGGAUACAGGGUUGUUCGAGGCAGCGAAUGAUCCAAGGAAGGCGGCGGGGGCUGGCGUGGCAUAUUAGGCUCGGUGUAUUAGGCUCUUCGACGCUCCAGAGGGGUAAAAUAUCUUGUCGUUGCGUUAGACAUGUUAGCAUAUUAGAACGUUGACGCGGAUGAUCCGCGAAUUAUUGACUGUCUGUC
Molecule: messenger RNA, 1966 nt
Organism: Stereum hirsutum FP-91666 SS1
Lineage: Eukaryota; Fungi; Basidiomycota; Agaricomycetes; Russulales; Stereaceae
Product: gamma-glutamyltranspeptidase
Exons: 8
Coding region: 88-1848 (586 amino acids)
Biological process (GO): glutathione catabolic process
Cellular component (GO): plasma membrane
Molecular function (GO): glutathione gamma-glutamate hydrolase
Source: RefSeq, a predicted model, not a curated record